AUGGACGUUCACUUUGUGGAUCGCUACGGUCGACGACAACCUCUAAACUACGAGUUGUUACAAAAUGUGCUUGGAGAUGGGUGUCAGUCAGACCUGGACAUAUCGGAUGAGGAGACAGAAUCGACUGUCAAUGUACAUCGACUACUAGAUGAUGAAGGUGAUAUACCCUCAGAGAUUCCACCAGGUAAUCAUAACAGCGACAGUGAGUCAGAUCAAAAUAUGACUCUGACAGAGCUACAGUACAGAAAUCAGGAGAACUUACCCCCACCUGCAAACUCCUGCCACCUUGAAAUGCCUAAUAGUCAGGAGGCACAAAUAAAACCUAGAAUCUGA
Molecule: messenger RNA, 333 nt
Organism: Parnassius apollo (apollo)
Lineage: Eukaryota; Metazoa; Arthropoda; Insecta; Lepidoptera; Papilionidae
Source: the annotation of a GenBank genome assembly